AUGCGUCCCAAACCGGCGUCUUCCCUCCAGAAGACCUACGAUGACUGUUAUCUGAUGUGCUCGACUGCCGUCUACUUCGAAGGACAGAACAACGAAGAAGAAGCUUUAAAGUCUUGGCGCUCCGCCCUCGAAACCAUCUACUAUCAUAACGCCUAUCGGGUUCCCUCCAAGUACACCCCCAAGAACGAAACGGAGAAGGCUCUUCAGGAUUCCAUCCGCCAGUUAGAGCUCCAAUGUCGGGAGCGCGUCGAUCUACUCGAGGCCCUCCGUGAGAGCAGAAAGGAUACGUCUGGUAAAUCCCCUCCAUUCACCACUGGUUAUCGCGGUUGGAUUGGAGAGGGAACUGUCCCCGCAGUCGGGUAUACCGAUCUAUCUAAACCGCCUACUAUCCCCGGACGCCCCCCACCACCUGUCACCACUGCUAGCUCGGAGUCUGCUGGGAACGAGACGGGCUCAUCAGUCCCAAUGGCGGGUCGUCCCGGAUUGCGCAAGACGCAAUCCUCUUCGGCAAAGACUACGUCUUCUCGCAAUUCCAGCCCCGAACGUCGGAAAGCGAUGCCCUCUACACUACGCAACGCCGAUCUGAAGAAGCCCGCCAAAAAGAAAGUCAGCCCGCGACGAAAAGACCUGCGGCCGGCCGCAGCUUCUCAAGCCGCGGGUCUGGCCUGGGGAAGUCUUUAUCGGACUCCAUCAUCAGAAAAGACCGUCAGCGAUGCUGCCCUAGCGUCCUCCCGUCUGACCGCUGCAAAUGAUCCCAGUUUUCGAAAGGAGUCAAUACCACCCCGUUCGAAGUCCGGCGAUGGGGUACCCCCACGGAAAAGCGUGCCUCCAGAGGAUUCCGGAGAGGAGCGUCGCUCCGGGAGGAAACUUCGCGUCCCCGGUCAGACACCGCGAAGGUCACCGGCGAAGUCUACUCCUGCACCAACUUCAACACCUACAUCCACCCCUCAGGCUCCGGCUGGCAUCCGGCAGCCGUCGGGCAAUCGCACCCAUUCCGCUUCUGUGUCGACAGGCUCCAAGGAUACUGUUCAGCCACGUGCCUCCCCGAAGCCUUCUGUCAAACCAAAGCCCGUAGCGUUGAGGUCGUCUUACCAACCGCCUACACCCUCCGGAGGAUCUGCGGGUGCUGCAACUACCUCGAACAACCUGCAGGCUGGGUCUGCAAGCACGCCACGAAGAAUUACCCCUGCUUCCACUGGUGAAGAUGCGUUGAGCGACAAUAUAGAUCGCAUGUCGAUUUCCCGAACGAGUCCCGAACGACGGGCUACUCCGCGCAUCAGGCGCGCUGUCACCCCGCCGUCAUCUAGCGAUCCCGAAUCUCUUGGUCCCAAAUCAACCGAUGCCGACGAGGACGACGUGGACGUUGAGGACGAGGAUGACGCAAUUAUGGAUAUACUGAACAAGCUCCCGAAAGGGGUGGACGUGGCAACCGCCCGACAGAUCCUUAACGAUAUUGUAGUCCGCGGGGAUGAAGUACACUGGGACGACAUUGCCGGUCUAGAUGGGGCCAAAAAGGCCCUCAAAGAAGCCGUCGUCUAUCCGUUCCUCCGUCCAGAUCUGUUCUCUGGUUUGCGAGAACCAGCCCGGGGUAUGCUCCUCUUUGGACCUCCAGGGACGGGUAAGACGAUGCUUGCGCGCGCGGUAGCUACGGAAUCCAAAUCGACGUUCUUCUCGGUUUCCGCAUCCACAUUGACCUCGAAAUGGCACGGUGAGAGCGAAAAGCUUGUCCGCGCCCUGUUCGGUCUGGCUAAGGCGCUGGCACCGUCGAUCAUCUUUGUGGACGAAAUCGACUCACUAUUGUCCGCUCGCUCGUCCGGCACAGAGAACGAGGCUUCACGACGCUCAAAGACCGAGUUCCUGAUUCAGUGGUCAGAUUUGCAGCGCGCCGCGGCAGGUCGUGAAUCGCCUAGGGACAAGAAAGCCGGCGGAGACCCCAGCCGGGUCCUCGUCCUCGCCGCUACAAAUAUGCCCUGGGACAUCGAUGAGGCCGCGCGCCGUCGCUUCGUCCGCCGACAAUAUAUCCCUCUUCCAGAACAUCACGUCCGCGAAAAACAACUCCGGACAUUACUAAGUCACCAGGUGCAUGACUUGACAGAUCAAGAUAUCGACGCUUUAGUCCAACUUACAGACGACUUCGAAGCCAGUCUCUCCUCAAUCCGACCCAGCGUCAGCCAGGAAGGACUAAAGGAGUAUGAAGAUUGGGCCCGACAAUUCGGCGAGAGAGGUGGAUAG
This is a messenger RNA of Aspergillus oryzae RIB40, 2232 nucleotides long. Its product is annotated as putative AAA family ATPase. Bases 1 to 2232 code for a protein of 743 amino acids. NCBI's taxonomy places the organism in Eukaryota, Fungi, Ascomycota, Eurotiomycetes, Eurotiales, Aspergillaceae. Gene Ontology annotation, molecular function: ATP binding; ATP hydrolysis activity. The record is from RefSeq and is a predicted model, not a curated record. The transcript has 3 exons.